AUGCCUACAAUUAUUGAUCUUAAGAAGAGCUUCGCUUCUGUCCCAUGGUGCUCAGAACUUCUCAGUAACCCCGAUGUUGAAGCGUGCAUUCCUCCGUGCCGAGCCGGCGAAAAGGAUACUACAUAUGAGCUCUGGGAAAGGACUUUGAACACUUCAAACACCAUCCCAGAGUUCCUUGCCCUUUACACAAGAACAGAGAACCCGAAUUCACGUAUCCACGAUAUCAAACUCCUCGCCAAUUUAAACAACGGGCUGGACGGGUUUCCUGGCGUUUGCCAUGGAGGAAUGGUCGCCACCUUGCUGGAUGAGUCCAUGGUCUCGCUCAUUCUGAUAAAUAUCCGCCGCGGGGCACUUGCUUGCCCUUGGUACGGUACUGUCUCUCUUAACAUGUCGUUCCAGAAGCCCGUCAAGACGCCAACCACAGUGCUGGUAGCAGUGAGUCUAGACAAGGUAGAGGGGCGCAAGCUGCUCAUCACAGCGACUCUGCAGGAUGGAUCGGGAAAGGCACUUGCGAAAUCAAGUGCUGUAUUUAUUGGUUUAGAUGGAAAACUAUGA
This is a messenger RNA of Trichoderma atroviride IMI 206040, 555 nucleotides long. RefSeq lists its product as uncharacterized. Lineage: Eukaryota; Fungi; Ascomycota; Sordariomycetes; Hypocreales; Hypocreaceae. The record is from RefSeq and is a predicted model, not a curated record.